Molecule: messenger RNA, 455 nt
Organism: Aedes albopictus (Asian tiger mosquito)
Lineage: Eukaryota; Metazoa; Arthropoda; Insecta; Diptera; Culicidae
Product: histone H2B-like
Exons: 2
Coding region: 69-455 (128 amino acids)
Cellular component (GO): nucleosome
Molecular function (GO): DNA binding; protein heterodimerization activity; structural constituent of chromatin
Source: RefSeq, a predicted model, not a curated record
ACACACACACACACUGGUAGGCAUCACUUUGCCCGCGUAUCCCAGCCGAAGCAGUCGAAGCUCGAAACAUGGCACCACCAAAAGCAAGCGGAAAGGCCACCAAGAAGUCGCCCGCCGCCGGCAAGGCCCAGAAGAACAUCGUCAAGGGCGAAAAGAAGAAGAAGAAGCCACGCCGAAAGGAAAGCUACGCUAUCUACAUCUAUAAGGUGCUGAAACAAGUCCACCCGGACACCGGUGUCUCGUCGAAGGCUAUGAGAAUCAUGAACAGCUUCGUCAACGACAUCUUCGAGCGGAUCGCCGCCGAAGGCUCCCGGUUGGCGCACUACAAAAAGCGAUCGACGAUCACCUCCCGGGAGAUUCAAACCGCCGUCCGGUUGCUGCUCCCCGGCGAGUUGGCCAAGCAUGCCGUUUCCGAGGGGACCAAGGCCGUCACCAAGUACACAAGCUCGAAGUAG